UCCGUUUCUUCAUAUGUGGCUGCAACUUGCAAUCAUGUCUCCAGAUUGGUAACUAUGCAGCACGCAAUUAUGCAAUUUUGCUAGUGAUUGUUCCUGCUCUACAAGCACCUGAUGUGGCAUCUUCUCGAGCUUUAAGGAUUGCAAGGGAAUUGGAUUCAGAAGGUACUAGAACCAUUGGUGUCUUAAGCAAAAUUGAUCAGGCUGCUGGAGAACCGAAAGCCCUGGGUGCUGUUCAGGCCUUGCUUGUAAAUCAAGGUCCUAGAACUGCAGCAAACAUUCAGUGGGUAGCUACAAUUGGACAUUCUGUUCCUACUGCCUCUGUUCAUUCUGAAUUAGGUUCUGAAACCUCACCAGAAGCUUCUUGGCAAGCAGAAGUUAAAAGCCUUAUAUCUAUACUUGGCGGAGCUCCCCAAAGUAAGCUUGGUCGAGUAGCUUUAGUUGAUUCACUUGCUAAGCAGAUUAAGACACGGAUAAACGUUAGGCUGCCAAAUCUCUUGAAUGGUCUUCAAGGGAAGUCUCAAAUUGUCCAAGAGGAAUUAGCAAAACUUGGAGAACAGAUGGCCCAAGGUUCUGAAGGAACCAAGGCAAUUGCUUUAGGACUUUGCCGAGAAUUUGAGGAUAAGUUUCUUGAACAUAUUGCUGGGGGUGAGGGUGCGGGUUGGAAAGUUGUUGCAAGUUUUGAGGGAAAAUUUCCAACUAGGAUCAAACAACUACCCCUGGACAAGCAUUUUGAUAUGAAAAAUGUCAAAAGGAUUGUUCUGGAGGCUGAUGGUUAUCAGCCAUACCUGAUAUCACCUGAAAAAGGUUUAAGGUCUCUCAUAAAAGGGCUUCUGGAGUUAGCAAAGGAACCAUCAAUACUUCUUGUGGAUGAGGUUCACCGUGUAUUGCUAGACAUAGUAUCGUCUGCAGCAAAUGCAACUCCAGGACUUGGUAGAUAUCCUCCUUUUAAACGGGAGGUAAUUGCAAUUGCAUCUGCUGCAUUAGAUGGUUUCAAGAAUGAGGCACGAAAGAUGGUCGUUGCACUAGUUGAUAUGGAGCGGGCAUUCGUACCUCCCCAGCAUUUUAUCCGCUUAGUGCAGAAGAGAAUGGAAAGGCAACGUCAAGAGGAUGAGCUAAAGAGUCGCUCUACAAGGAAGGGUCAAGAUUCAGACAAAAAGAGAGAUACAAGCCCACAGAAAAUUUCAAAUCAAAGCGAGAUGAAACAAUCAUCAAAUAUACAAGUUCUAGGUCCUGCAGGAGAAAUUAUUGCUGGAUUGUAAUCUUGAGGAGAUUUUAGAUGAUGAAGAUCCUCCAAGAAGUUCUAAAGAUGCUAAAAAGGCAAAUAUGCUAGAUACUGGAAAGGAUUCUAGUCUUAUGUUCAAGAUUACUCACAAGAUUGCUUAUAAAAAUAUUUUGAAAGCUCACAAUGCUGUUAU
This is a messenger RNA of Panicum virgatum (switchgrass), 1415 nucleotides long. Its product is annotated as dynamin-2A-like. NCBI's taxonomy places the organism in Eukaryota, Viridiplantae, Streptophyta, Magnoliopsida, Poales, Poaceae. The coding region runs from base 558 to 1259 and encodes 233 amino acids. Gene Ontology annotation, cellular component: membrane; cytoplasm; microtubule. Gene Ontology annotation, molecular function: microtubule binding; GTPase activity. The transcript has 11 exons. The record is from RefSeq and is a predicted model, not a curated record.